Messenger RNA from Belonocnema kinseyi, 242 nucleotides. Its product is annotated as 4-coumarate--CoA ligase 4-like. The coding region runs from base 14 to 193 and encodes 59 amino acids. The transcript is spliced from 2 exons. NCBI's taxonomy places the organism in Eukaryota, Metazoa, Arthropoda, Insecta, Hymenoptera, Cynipidae. Gene Ontology annotation, molecular function: CoA-ligase activity. The record is from RefSeq and is a predicted model, not a curated record.
CUAUGUUUAUUACAUGAAAAGAAUCAAGGAAUUAAUCAAAUUCAGAGUUCACCAAAUUUCUCCUUUAGAAAUUGAAAAUAUUCUUUUGAAACAUCCUGACAUACUAGAAGCGGCUGUAGUAGCAGUACCACAUCGUUUGGAUGAUGAACAUCUGAUUGCUUUUGUCACUAAAGCCAAAAAAUCAAAGCUUUAAAGAUGUCGGCUUACGUAGAGGAGAGUCCCCCAAAGUGGACAUCCCCCCA